Molecule: messenger RNA, 2193 nt
Organism: Clonostachys byssicola
Lineage: Eukaryota; Fungi; Ascomycota; Sordariomycetes; Hypocreales; Bionectriaceae
Source: the annotation of a GenBank genome assembly
CAAACUCCUAUUUCGUGGCAGGAGGGCGCCGUGAUGGCUGCAUCGAUUUCGACGGAGUCCUUUUGUGGACUGCUGCCAGGGUCGGACCCAAGCGGAAUCAUGAGGGACCUUGAUGAGAUUUGCAUUACAGUUGCCGAGUAUGACAAAGAGUACGUCGAUCAUAUCACCAAGGGGUUCAAGAGCGCAGAGAUGAACUCUACCCAAGGCUCGCCAACAACCUUCGUACAAUUGGGGCAGAAAAGGUCGCGGGGCAGGCGCAGCAGGGAGCAGCGGAGGGAGGAGAGGCACGGGGGUGACGAUGAAGAAGGCCAAGAAAUGAGAUUCUAUGGGCCAGAUCACCGCCGCUCACUGCCCGAGGGCGACCCCUCCACAGUAUCCCUCAAUCGCCUCGAGCAGCAACUCAAGUCAGCUUCAAAGCUGAAAUUCCCGGACUGGCUGUUGCUCAAGGCCCUUCACGUCGAAGAACAGAACAAACCAACCCCCACCAAUAUCUUUGGCGAGAAAGUCGGCACCUCGCUUGAAGAGGAGAGCCUUUUGCAUCUUCAAGGUGAACCUUGGUGGCCAGCUGUUGAGUCAAGCAGCAUUGAGCGUGCUGCAUGGAGAGAAAUGUGGCUGUGGAAGAAGGCCCAGCUUAAAGUUGACAGACGGACGACUAAUUUACUCAACAAGCCCUCAGCAAAUGGCGUGGACGACUCUGAUGACCUGGACGACAUUUUUGAGACCUACACCGAGCCCGCUGAACAUCACAGGUCGACUGCCCAGCGUGGCCAAGACAAAAGGCGCUCAGACCACGCAGCCGACAAGCAAACUGCAUUAGACCAUGGCCUGACUUCAAGUUCUGAACCUGGCAGUGCGGACGAGGGAGGCAGCAUGGCAUCCAGAAACUAUUCAGACGAGGACAUGGAGGACGAAGCUUCAACCAACAACGCAAUUGGCCAAGGCAACGACCUCGCUGCAGACCCAUCUUGGGAACCCUCUAGCCAGAAAAGCGGAACAGAUGAUGGAUCGACAAUGAGCAACGAUACUCGCACCCUGAGCGACAGCCCGCCAGAUGAAGUCUUAGUCAACACAGCGCUAGGCCUGCUGUUGGACGGAAUCACCGAAUCUCACCCCGAUGUUGAUGGCAAGUUCGAGUGGACAACUUUCCACAGACGAUUUGAGGUUUCGCAACUCAAAGACCGCGACAACGAGGAGAAACGCGAGAAGGUCAUGGCGGCAAAAGUGGAUGGCUGCCUCCAGACCAUUGAACCUGGGAAGGUCGAAGAACAUUCCGACGCUCUGUGCAUUCUCGAAGUGAAGCCGGUCCGCCGGGGGGCCAAGAGACUAUCUAUUGCGAUGCAGGAGGCUGCAGAAAUGGCAGCCUGGAUCUCGUCAGAACACGAGCUUGGGCUACUGCCAAGUUUCCGGUCUGACGCAGCAGGUAGUAUUAGACGGAGGCUUCUCAUCUCGCAGGAUCUAGACGAGAUCUGCAUCACCGUGGCGGAAUUCGACGAUGAAUACAUUGAGUACAUCUCAAAUAAGACACCCAAAGCCCUGCCCAACGGCCAACGGGGCCAGAAAAGACAGAGGGGCCAGCAGGCGACCCGGGAGCAAGGGGGGGACGAUGAGGCGAGUGAACAGGAACGGGAGGAGAAGCAGCAGAAGCUGGAGGAGGAUGAGAGCCGGGUUCGCGACAAUCAGCACGAUGAUGAGCCCGAACGUGACGAUGACGACAGUCACGACGAUGAGUACAAUCACGACGAUGACGAUGAGCAUUACGACGAUGAGCAUUACGACGAUGAGCAUCACGAGGACAGCGAAGCGACCGAUGAGUAUCAUGAGGAUAGCGAGGCGACAGAUGAGGGAACGAACGAAUACGCACAACACAAUAACGAGAGCGACAAUAACGAGAGCGACAAUAACGAGAGUGACAAUGACGAGAGUGACAAUGCCCUUGAAGAUAACGGGAACAAUGGGCUUGAACGCUCUGAAGCCACUGGCAAGGCCACUUCCAACGGCCAAGGAGAGAAUGAUGUCCCUAGGUCUCUCGACCGCAAGAGACGGGCACCAGGUUUCCUCACAAUGAGGCAAUUUGAGCCUAUUCGCAUCACUGAGGAGACUAUUGGAGACAUCAUGGUCCUGCUAUUGUCAGUCACGUUGUCACUCUGCCGCGAGCACGAACGCUACGUCGAAUCGAAGCACAUUGCACACUGA